AUGGAUUUCCCACCUCGUCUAAGGUUAUUACGUUGGGAGGUAUACCCUGGAAAGUGUCUUCCUUUUACAUUUACGCCAGAACAUCUUGUGGAACUCAAUUUGGUAGAUAGCAAGCUCGAGAAGCUUUGGCAAGGAACCCAGCCCCUUACAAAUCUCAAGAGGAUGGAUUUGUCAGGUUCCUCAAAUCUUAAGGAACUCCCUGAUCUUUCAUACGCUACCAAUCUCGAGAAACUAGCGGUGGACGGUUGCUAUCGUUUGGUAGAGAUUCAUUCAUCUAUUGGAAAUCUUCCUAAACUAGAGGAGUUGCAGAUGGAGUUACUGUAUAAACCUACAAGUUGCUCCACUCUCUCAACUUGGCAUCUCUUGAAACAGUCACCAUGUGGGAUGCGGGCAAUUUAG
This is a messenger RNA of Microthlaspi erraticum, 399 nucleotides long. Lineage: Eukaryota; Viridiplantae; Streptophyta; Magnoliopsida; Brassicales; Brassicaceae. The record is from the annotation of a GenBank genome assembly.